GCGGAAGAGGCAGAGGCACUGGCGGUUUGUUUACGUUUUUACUACUGCUGUCUCCCCGCGGCUGCCCGGCUCCGGCUCCGGCUCCGGCUCCGGCUCAGCAUGGUCUGCGAGAAGUGUGAGAAGAAACUUGGCACUGUGAUUACACCUGACACAUGGAAGGAUGGAGCAAGAAACACUACAGAAAGUGGCGGACGAAAACUAAAUGAAAAUAAGGCACUGACUUCAAAGAAGGCAAGAUUUGAUCCUUAUGGGAAGAACAAAUUUGCAAUAUGCCGGAUUUGUAAGAGUUCUGUUCAUCAGCCAGGGUCUCACUACUGCCAGGGAUGUGCUUAUAAAAAAGGCCAAGCCUUAACUUUCUUUGGAGGAGACUUGGAUCUUCCAUCUUGUUUUAGGGGGAGGCUGGUAAAAGCAUGGUUAUUAAAUUCAGUGGAGCUCUGCUGAUUUACACCAGAAGAAAAUGGGGUCCAGUGGAAGAACAGUGUAAAAUCAAGUCCAGUAAGACAUCUGUGAUGCAUCUUUUUAAUUGGGUAACACUCAGAGUGUCUCCCGUUUCACACCGUAGUCAAAAGCUUCACCCAUGUAAAAGUUCAGACUAAGAGUAGAUAAGGAAAGACCUCUUUCUGUGUAACCAACUCCAGCACAUAAGUCUCUAACUUGAAAAAAAAAUCUUGUAUAUCAGGAAAUGUAUGUUUUAUCUGUCCACUGUGAGAGCAGAAGCUAAAGUGGCAUAUUCUGAAAACUAGGAUGGGAUGCAAUAUCAGCCCUAUAUGGAUGAGGGAUAGUUCAGUGGUUUGAGCAUUGGCCUGCUAAACCUAGCAUUGUGAGUUUAAUCC
Messenger RNA from Chelonoidis abingdonii (Abingdon island giant tortoise), 833 nucleotides. NCBI's taxonomy places the organism in Eukaryota, Metazoa, Chordata, Testudines, Testudinidae. The record is from RefSeq and is a predicted model, not a curated record.